GCACGACGGCAUAAAAUAUGAUGUUUGUGGAUUUUACAUGUUUACCGCUUACAUUAUCAAAUAUUACUCACCCAUUCAGAUAACAGUUUUCAGUGACAGUCGUUGGGCGGUUGCCGGUUGUUUCUGUUGACAUUUCUGCAGGUAUAUCAAGUUUAGAACAGUUUUAAAAUAUUAACAUACUUGCCGGAUUUAUUAAAUAUUUUAAUACCUACAUACAUUGGUACAUACAACUGUAAACAUGAGCGACAAUAUAAAAAAUAUGGCACUUGCUACAAACAGUUUAGAAGCGCUAAGUUUAGCUAAUCAUGAUUUUUCGUUGUCAUUAUAUUCAAAAUUUAACCAAAAAGAUGGAAAUAUAUUCUAUUCGCCGUUUAGUAUACAUUUAGUAAUGUUUAUGGCCAGCGUUGGAGCGGCUGCAAAAACAUUUGAUGAAAUAGUUAACACGUUGCAUUUGACCAAAAACAAUACUGCAUUGGAUGCAUAUAAGGAACUAUUGGAAAACUUAAAUGAGAAUGAUGUUCUAAAAAUUGCUACUGGAAUGUUUGCUGAUAAUUCAUUUAAAAUAAAACAAAGUUAUUUAGAAAAAACUGGAAAGUAUUUACAAUCGUCCUUAGAAAAAUUGGAUUUUAAAGGCAAUCCUGAAGUUCAGCGUGUAUAUAUUAACGAUUGGGUCCAAAACAAAACUAAUGGAAAAAUCAAGGAUUUGUUUCCCGCAGGCUCCAUUCAGGCAGAUACUAAUUUGGUAUUGGCAAAUGCUGUGCAUUUUAAAUGUGGCUGGAAAAAUGAAUUCAGCGACACACAAGAUGAGCCUUUCUUUUUAACCCCGGAAAACCAAGUUAAUGUAAAGAUGAUGAGUCUCAGGAAAGACUUGCUUUAUUAUCAUGAUGGUGAUUUGAAAUAUGCUGCAUUAGAAUUACCAUAUAAAAAUUUUUUUUUUAAAAUGAUUAUUUUGUUGCCCGACGCUAAAGAUGGUUUAAAAGACCUGGAGAGUAAUUUGCAUAAAAUCAAAUUACAUGAGCUUUCAAACAAAAUGACUACAUAUAAUGUUAAUGUAAAGUUGCCGCGAUUCAAACUUGAACAAACGUUUGACCUCAUACCCGUAUUAACUGAACUCGGGUGUACAUCAAUGUUCUCGCAGAGUGCAAAUUUUUCUGAAAUUUAUGAAUCGACUUCUGACUCUUUGUAUGUGAGCAAAGUUAUCCACAAGGCUUAUAUUGACCUAGAUGAGAAAGGAACUGAAGCAGCAGCUGCUACAGGAAUGCAGUUACAAUCUAACAGUAUUAGUUUUAUAAGGGAUGUGCCAUUUGUAUCUUUUAAAGCAAAUCGACCUUUCAUAUUUGUGAUAGAAACCAAAUCGCAUAUUCCGUUGUUUGUUGGCAAAGUAAAAAAUAUGCCUUAAAGUUUUAACUGGUUUAAUGAUAUGGUACGCAAGCCCGAAAAUGACACUUCAUGUUAAAUAAAAAAUAGAAGACAAUUAGAGUAGGAACACAAAUUUAAAUAAUAGAAACCCAACCGAGUAGUAAAUAAAUUCAAUGGUCAAGAAUAGUUGAACGAAGUGGAUGGAUAAUGGGAGAAUUUUGUCUGUGAAUGUUAGGAGGGAAAUGUGGAAUCUAAAACUGUAGUGAAAAACAAGAUCAGUUUCACCAGUCUUGGUUAUAAGUAGUUAAAUACCAUAGUAUUAUAUUAGCUUUGUGUUAAAAUUUGGCGUUUAAUGAAAUAAACGGUUUGACGUUACAAGAUAUAACUGAUUGUUUAAGAUAUAAUGAAACAAUAACAUUUACACCAACUAUAUAGCAGUGUGGUUAACAUGUGUGCUAAAUAUGUAUGUAUUUUUUAUUUGAUACAAGGAAAUUAUUUUUAUUUGUUUAAUUGCUUGCAAUCAUAUAAAAAUCAACCGGUCUUUAGAUGUUUUUCAAAAAAGUAUUUAAGAAAUUACAAAUAACAAUUUGAAUAUAUUUCAAUUUGUAAUUUACUUUAUGGCCUAUAGCAUUGUUGUAAUAAUUAUUCACGUUACAUAUCUCUUCUGUUACCACCUAUGAGAUGAUGCAUUUAUUAUAACAUUUUACGACAUUUCAAAAAUUACACCAUUAUAUAAUAUGUCAUGUUU
Molecule: messenger RNA, 2107 nt
Organism: Adelges cooleyi (spruce gall adelgid)
Lineage: Eukaryota; Metazoa; Arthropoda; Insecta; Hemiptera; Adelgidae
Product: leukocyte elastase inhibitor-like
Exons: 10
Coding region: 239-1399 (386 amino acids)
Molecular function (GO): serine-type endopeptidase inhibitor activity
Source: RefSeq, a predicted model, not a curated record